This is a messenger RNA of Frieseomelitta varia, 2025 nucleotides long. Its product is annotated as integral membrane protein 2C. The coding region runs from base 202 to 1209 and encodes 335 amino acids. NCBI's taxonomy places the organism in Eukaryota, Metazoa, Arthropoda, Insecta, Hymenoptera, Apidae. Gene Ontology annotation, molecular function: amyloid-beta binding. The transcript is spliced from 5 exons. Gene Ontology annotation, cellular component: extracellular exosome; Golgi apparatus; plasma membrane. Gene Ontology annotation, biological process: negative regulation of amyloid precursor protein biosynthetic process. The record is from RefSeq and is a predicted model, not a curated record.
GAUCAAUCUCGGCUGCUUUUAUGUGUGUGUAGUUCGUCCUGAAAUUUUGCGGGUGUAGUGUUGUACCUACGUUGUGAUACUUUCGAUAGAUAUUUGCCAGAGUGUGGUGAUUAUUUGCUUCGGCUGUACGAUCGGGCGCACGAAAUCAAAUUUCGUGCGAAAGGUAUUCAAGGGUGUGCUGAGAUCGAAACAUUUAUCAAGAUGACGAUCAUCACAAAAGCCAUUACCGAGAAGAAGGAACUACCGUUGUUUAUCGAAGAGAAUACAGCGGAAAAUGGUAAACGGGAUGCUGAGGCACAAUGCUUGAAGUCUGACGUGGGAGGCCAUUAUUUUGUUUCCCGGAGGAGCAUAUAUCGCAUUCACGUGACUGCAACGUUUUUACUGUUCCUCGUUGCACUGAUGAUCCUCAUAAUUGGAGUCAUUGGUGGAUUAUACAUAUACAGGCAAUAUGCUAGAACGCAGAUGCACAGAUUUAAAACUGGAUGGUACAGCAUUCCCUAUGACAAGUCGAGCAAAACUGCAUACGCCAAGGACGCGGUGCAUCAAGGCUUGGUGGCGGAUUCUGAUUUGAUUAUACAAGGUUUGAGAAGAGCUACAGAACAAGAAGCUAUGGAUAUUAUGAAAAAUGUUGACUCUGGUUUAAUUGUAAAAGGUUUGAGGAGAGCUACAGAACAGGAAGCUGAUAUUGCAAAGAAUGUUGAUAAUAUGAAAAGCUUCUUCAAGGAACGAUUCGAGAUUGACUUGGAGAAUGAACAGUAUGAGAAAAUUGAUGUGCCAGAUUUUCGUGGUGGGCGCCAAGGUCGAUUUAUACAUGAUUUUAACAUUAAUAAAACUGGUAUCAUUGAUAUUGAUGGGCAAUGUUGUUUCGUGAUGCCACUUGAUCGUCAAACAGUCUUACCACCACGUAACAUGUAUGAUCUCCUCAAAAAAAUGUAUAAUGGUUAUUAUGAGGUAAAUACAGAAAUUGUGCGUGAAACAAUGAAAGUAGUUACACCGCCAAUUACUGAUUUAUCAGUCAUUGGGACAUAUAUAGCUCGUGAAUGUCAAGAUUUACCAACAUACAUGUUGACAAAAGUAAAUUCAAAUGUCGUUAAACGUAGCAUAUCAAAUGGAGUGUUCGGACAAUUUGCAGGAAAAAAUAUUAUAGAAUUUGACAUUUUAAAUUUAGAAGAUGUAGAUGCAUAUAACAAGAAAAGUCCACAGAAUUGAACAAAAGGAAUUUAUAAUUAUUUUAGAAUAUUUACCACUGUAGAUCAAUGUAAAAAUUAUAUCCAAUCCAGCAAACUUAGGUAAUUUCUUUGUAAAUUGCUGCAAAUCGUAUCGCUAUUAACUUCUCCUAUUUUAGAUCCAUUAAGGACUACUUAUUUUUAAAUAUACAUUCACUUUCAGGACGUUCAUUAAGUCUUCCCAUCAUUUCCUAUCUUAGCUCCGAAUCAGUAAUGCUAUAAUAAAAAUAUGAUAUAUUAGUUACUGUACGUCUAUUUAAUAUUUCACGAGAGUUUAAUUCAAUAGCAAACUGAUUAUAAAUGGCAGAUGUGAUUCAGAAUUACUGCAUUUUUACAUAAACCUGUAUCAAGUGUAUGUUCAAAUUAAGUGAUAGCGAAUUGUCAAUCGUGUUUAUUUGUAAAGUAGAAUUUCAUUUAUUUACUUUUCAUGCUUAAAUUCUUCGUCAAAGUUCUAUUGAAAUGUUAGAUGUUAUAAUUCAUGUUAAAAUGGUUGUACACGGUCGUGCAAACGAAUGGCUAAUAAUUGUAUAAAGUUAUUAGCAUGAUAUUUUAAAAAUCGUACAUUGAGUCGAUAAAUCAUGGAUUAAAAUGUUUUUAUCAAAAACGAACAACACUUUCAACCGUUAUUGUAACAAUUAUAUAGUUUAAAAACUAAUUAAAGUACGUUUAAACAAUAUUUGUUUUUUUAUUAGGUGAUAAUAGAUGUGUUAUAGAAACACACGAUCUAUUGAAAAAAAAUUAACAAUAAAAUAUGUAUUAAGAAUAAUAAAUCAUGAAUAAUAAAGUUACUGUGACCAGA